Messenger RNA from Sclerotinia sclerotiorum 1980 UF-70, 1305 nucleotides. RefSeq lists its product with no specific name. The transcript is spliced from 3 exons. The record is from RefSeq and is a predicted model, not a curated record. NCBI's taxonomy places the organism in Eukaryota, Fungi, Ascomycota, Leotiomycetes, Helotiales, Sclerotiniaceae. The coding region runs from base 1 to 1305 and encodes 434 amino acids.
AUGUAUAAUACUCAGCAAUACGGAGCUGGAGGUCAUCAAUCGCCCUACGGCGCAUCUGGCUCCGGCAUGGCUGUUAAUGCCGGUGGAAUGGGAAUGAUGCAGAAUAGCGGUUUGGCGCAUAUGGCUGGUGGAAAUGUUCCCUCAUAUCAGACACCAUAUACAAGUUCUCCUUACGGCAACAAUAUCGCUACGUCCUCUUCCAUAUCACAUCCUACAAACUUCAUGCCGACCACAUCAAAUGCGCCCUCACAAUAUGGAAUGAACCCAUCCACAAUGAUAGCACAACAACAGCAUCAAAUACAGCGCAUGCAGCCACCUCCAUCUUCUACACCUACGCCGACGUCGGCGACUUCUCGCGUCUCUCCCUAUGGAAAUUUUCCUCAGAGCACACCACCAAGUGCGUCUACCGCACAAUUCGCAAUACCACCCAAUCCUAAUCAGCAACAACAUCAAAUGACUAAUAAUAGUCAACAAGGAGGAAUGAGCUUGACACCGCAGACUCCAAGCUUUCCACCAGGGUCGCGGAAUCCAGAAAACGCGGGAACCGCUAUGGGUACACCAUUAAGUCCCGGCUCGGAGGUUCGAGAGAAAGAGAGGGUUACCGUACUACUAGACAUCAAUAAGGAGAUGUUGAAAGAAGUCAUGCAGAUUAUAGCUCUGCAAACUGAAUUGAAGACCGAUCGUUCCCAUAAGCCCGCAGCUCAGGUACCCUCGCAUCCCGCAGUCAUGUUCGCCCCGCCUCUCACGCCCAAACCCGCACAUACAGACCCUACAUCUGCGAUUACAAACGGCGAUGACUCGAAAGGCGAAGGAAAGCAUGAAAAUCGGGGUGAGAUAUUGAAAGAGUUAUACAAACGGCUCCAAGCCCUAUAUCCAGGCGUAGAUCCAAAAAAAGACACACCUGCUCAACCAGCAAACGCAGCAGCUAGAGCACAAGCACAAGCACAGGCACAGGCGCAAGCGCAGGCACAGCAACAUGCGCAACAAAUGCAAGGACAAGGGCAGAAACAAGGUGAUAUGAGUCAGAGUGUACAAAAUAUGACAGGAGGUCAAAAUGGGAUGGGGCAAGGUCAAAUGCAGGGACAAAUGGUUCAAGGCGGUAUGGGUGUUAUGGUUGGCAUGGGCCAAAUGCAACAGCAUCAACAGCAAGCUCAACAAAAUAUGGGAAUGGCAGGUCUCAGUCAAAAUCAAUUGCAACAGCAGCAGCAGCAUCAGCAGAAGAUGCAGAACGAAAUGAUGCGACAAAGGAUGAUGCAGGAAGCACAGAAGAGCCAAAUGAUGAAUAUGGGUCAAAUGCCAAGGUAA